CAAAAUGGCCGCUGACAUGUUGGCAGACUUUCCGGUGUGAGUUUAUCUUACCCACCUAAUUACCCAUCAUUAAGAAACUUUAAGCAUGAUGUGUUUGAACAUUCCGCAUUCCAUCACCAAAGUGUGACUUUGAUCUACAAUUGAUCUGUACUGAGGUACAGCUGUAAUGGCUGAGAGGGAUCAAGGUGUAUACAACCUCCGUAAAAGAAUGGUCCCCACUCGCCCCACCUCCAGUCCUAACCCUCUUGCCAACAUUGCCAUGACCUCCUUUAGUGAACCAGCCACAAAGCUCAAUGAUCUGAAAUCUAAACAUUUGAAUGGGGGAACAUUAGCACAGGAAGGUUCUCCUCAAAGAAACGAUGAUGAUGACGAGGACGAGGAGGAAGAGACUAUAUUUGAUGGUACUGUUGACACAAGACCAUUGUUAAAUGCUAGUUCAUCUCCAGACAGUGAUCCUGAUUCAGGUGAUGUGGAAGCUAAUGAAAAUAUCAGGGAGGAGACCUGGUUUGAGAUGUCACUUCAGGUGUUCUUACCCUAUAUUGUGGCGGGCUUCGGGACUGUGGCAGCUGGUAUGGUGCUAGAUGUUGUCCAGCAUUGGGAUGUGUUUGUAAAUGUAUCUGAAGUGUUCAUCCUCGUCCCCUCACUACUUGGACUGAAAGGAAACUUGGAAAUGACACUUGCUUCACGUUUAUCGACACAGGCCAAUUUGGGAAAUCUGGAUAUUAAGAAAGAAAUGUGGAGUUUGAUAUGUGGCAAUAUGGCUCUAGUUCAGGCUCAAGCGAUAGUCGUUGGUUUCCUUGCGUCCAUGGUUGCCAUGAUUAUGGGAUGGAUCCCUCAGGGGAAGUUUGAUCUCUACCACGGUCUGUUGCUGUGUGCCAGCAGUAUGUUCACUGCAGCUGUAGCUAGUUUUGUUUUGGGUGCUGUGAUGGUCGGCGUAGUUGUAGUCGCCAGAAAAUUAAAGAUAAACCCCGACAACGUGGCCACACCUAUAGCAGCCAGUCUUGGCGAUCUUGUUACCCUGUCACUACUAGCAGGGGUUAGUCUAGUCCUGUACAAUUCUAUACUAGUAGGUAAACAUUUAUGGAUGGCGCCAACUAUCAUAGGUCUACUUAUAGCCCUCAUACCUCUGUGGCUGUACAUAUCUGUAAAAAAUAAAUAUACCAACAAUGUUGUCUACUCAGGAUGGACACCUGUACUAAGUGCUAUGUUUAUAAGUAGUGUUGGUGGCCUAAUUCUAGAUUUUACUGUAGCUAAAUAUCAUGGUAUUGCUGUAUUUCAACCUGUGAUUAAUGGGGUAGGAGGUAACUUGGUAGCAGUACAUGCUAGUCGUCUCACUACUUCACUUCAUCUAGUCUGUAAGCCUGGAAAGCUGCCUGCAACAGCCACCCGUGGCUGCCCUAACCCAGGCGGGGCUUUCUGUGGGAAAACUUCCAACUCUAAAGCUGCACGAGUACUCCUAGCCUUAGUGAUUCCUGGACACCUUAUAUUUAUGUUUACCAUAUCGUAUAUGAAAGCUGGACACACGUCCAUCACAAUAACAUUUGCUGGCAUUUAUCUCGCUGCCUCCAUGCUUCAGGUGAUUAUCCUGCUCUAUCUUGCCCACUGGAUGGUACAUUUUGUAUGGCGUCUUGGAGAAGAUCCUGACAACAUAGCUAUUCCAUACUUGACUGCGAUUGGUGACCUUCUGGGAACUGGAUUUCUUGCCAUAGCCUUCCACCUACUGUAUCUAAUAGGGGACAAAGAUGCUGAUGUUGGAGAGUGAUUUCUGGCCUGUAUAUUUUAGGGAACAAAGAGUUGAAAGAUGCUGAUGUUGGAGAGCACUCUCAGGCCUGAAGAUCAUGACAGGAAUGCUGAUGAGAGAGAGUCCAGCCAGUACCUGACAUUUUGGAUUAAUCACCAACAACCUCACCAGAGUUUUAAUUUCUUUUUGAACACAGAAAUUUAAGAAAUACUUUGUAAAAUAGAUAAAGUACAAAUAAAAAGAAAAUGUGGACAUCAGAUCCAGAUCAUGGGUAGUAAAAAGACUGCGUUGAUUAAUGUAAGUAAAUUGAUUUUAAAGCCUAGAUAGAAAAUAAAAUAACGGGUUGUGGUAGAGAGUAACUAAUCCAGAGAGUGACAGGACUAUUUUGAUAGAAAAUGUAUUGUGAUUUUAGAUUACAAUGUAUAACUAUUAAGUGUAUAACACUCUUUGUGUAUAAGCCUAAUUAUAGAAAGAAUAACAAAUGAAAGUGCCGGUGUAAUGUGUACUCCACUUUUAUUAUUUCAAAAGUUAUGUUUUCAAGUAAAAUACAACUGUGUUGAAGUUAUGGUUUUAAUAUUGUUGAGAAUUUAAUGUUAUGUUACUAUAAAUUUCACAGAUUAAAAAACUGGGAAGGUAACAGUAUUGUGAUAUUUGGCUGUGGGUUACUCAGAGUAACUACUUAGGUGUGAUAUUAACAAGUAUCUAUAAUACAUACUGUUUGGGUAUCAGUGUGAUUGGAUGAUCUAUAGUCAAUCUUAUACACCAUAUGAUUCUCCAUAAAGUUUGUUAAACUGUAACAUGUACAUGUAGUAUUAGUCUGUUUUUGUUAAAGAUUUAAAGACAAUUUAUCACAGAUUUGUAGUAUUUUCAAAUAUUGUUGACAUGCUUCUUCUCUUCUACAUUCACAGAAAUAUAGCAAACAUUUGAUUUACUUCAAAAUUCCUUCCUAAUGAGCUGUAAACUAGCCAGUGUCACUUUGUUUCUCUGUGUGCUGCAGUUUUGCUCUACUUUCAAAUCCAAGGGUUCUGACAUUUUACCUUGCCAUGGUCUAAAUGAUCAUAAAUGUUCAGUCUUCUAAAUAGUGAAAUACAUAUAUUGCUGAAACUAGGGAAUGAUUAAUAUUCAUAGGAACCAGAUAUAGUUACACCUUACCCAUGAGUCCAGAGAUGACAAAAAACUAGGCAGCUGAGGCAAACACUUCAACAGCAACAAUGUUAAUAAAUAUGUGGUCAAUAAAACGUAAUGGGAAUGAAUAUUGAUAAUUACGACAGUAAUAAUACACUGAAUGUUUUAUCCGUGUUUGUCUCUCAUGAAAAAAGUCUAGAGAUUUAUAACUUGUAAUGGUCGAGUCUGUUGUUCUCUGGCUCUGCUUUGUUAAGAGCUGAGUGAUAUUUUGAUUGAUGUAUAAAACUAUGGCCUAGUCAUUGUUUUGACAAUAAACCCACCUUUAUCUACAACUAUUCAUGAAAUGACCAUCAUGUUAUUUCAUUAUCCUGUACUAAUCGCACUGCCUGACGUUUUGAUUACAAUGUUUUUUGUUGGCCACAUUGGCUUAUUGUGUGAAAAAAAUGGCAUAUGGAAUAUAUUUGAUGUAGUUUACCUGAUAUGUGUUCUCACAUAAUGUACAAGUUCCUACUGACUGAAGGUUUAUUGUUACCAUAUCAUGGAUGUGUUGGAGAUCUCUUUUUGUAUGUUAGCUCUGUAACUGUAACACAUUCCAACUACGAUUAUACCUUUACUUACUAAUUAAUUUAUUAAUAUAUUCACUAGGAAUGUUUUGUAUCUUGUUGGCUAGAGAAAAAAAUUGAAUAGGUGAUAAUGAAGUAUCUAUGCCAAAUCAGGAACGUUUCUUAUUCCCAAAAUAUUCUAAUUGAGAAGUGGGUGAUCUGGUUGUGUUAGGGUUGAAAUCUGUGUUGAAGGAAUGCUAUUUCCUUUAUGAACCAUUUUAACUAGUCAUAUUAAUUAAAAUCUCUCAUUUCAACUUGGUUGUCUGUACUAAGUGUAGCAUACAAUGCUAACCUUGGUUUUUGAAGUGAAAUGAUAUGAUUUUAACUUUAAUGCAUUCUUACAUGUAUUUGCGUGUUGGAAAUCAGGCUCUUAAAUAGAUAUAUUUAAUAAAAUGUCCAUUAAAUCUUGACAGAAUUAUUAGAAUAAUUCAUAUGAACAGAAAAUUCUGGUAAUGGUACCAUAGUUAGAAAUAACAUGUACAUUUAAUGUUACAUUGUUUGGAUCUGCAAAUUUUUGCUGAAUAUUUUUUCACUAUCCAGUAUAUUUGAUCUACUACAAAUUUACAAUGUUCAAAAAGAAACAAAUGAAAAUUGAAAAAUAUUGACAGCUGCAGUUAUAGUUUCUACACAUUUGUAUUAACAAAGUUUAAUGAGAAUUGAUACCAGAUUAAAACAUGAUACCAAUA
This is a messenger RNA of Pecten maximus, 4154 nucleotides long. Its product is annotated as solute carrier family 41 member 1-like. Gene Ontology annotation, cellular component: plasma membrane. The coding region runs from base 167 to 1762 and encodes 531 amino acids. NCBI's taxonomy places the organism in Eukaryota, Metazoa, Mollusca, Bivalvia, Pectinida, Pectinidae. Gene Ontology annotation, biological process: monoatomic cation transport. The record is from RefSeq and is a predicted model, not a curated record. Gene Ontology annotation, molecular function: monoatomic cation transmembrane transporter activity. The transcript has 11 exons.